Molecule: messenger RNA, 2281 nt
Organism: Colossoma macropomum (tambaqui)
Lineage: Eukaryota; Metazoa; Chordata; Actinopteri; Characiformes; Serrasalmidae
Gene: napaa
Product: N-ethylmaleimide-sensitive factor attachment protein, alpha a
Exons: 11
Coding region: 126-1013 (295 amino acids)
Biological process (GO): intracellular protein transport; SNARE complex disassembly; synaptic transmission, glutamatergic
Cellular component (GO): synaptobrevin 2-SNAP-25-syntaxin-1a complex; vacuolar membrane; terminal bouton
Molecular function (GO): soluble NSF attachment protein activity; syntaxin binding
Source: RefSeq, a predicted model, not a curated record
GGCCAAGUGCCCUUCCUGCUUGUGUCCAUAAAAACAAAGCAGAUGCAGUUGAUGUGAAGCGCGCUGCGCAGUAGCUUUAGCCGGGUACAUUUAGCUUAAAAACGGUAACAGAUCAGACACGUAACAUGGACUAUUCUGGAAAGGAGAAGGAAGCCAUGGCUUUAAUGGCUGAAGCUGACAAGAAAAUGAGAACGUCAGGCUCAUUCUUCGGAACGUUUUUUGGGAGCUCCUCUAAAGCAGAGGAGGCCUGUGACAUGUACGCACGAGCUGCUAACAUGUUCAAGAUGGCAAAGAACUGGAGUGCCGCUGGAGAUGCAUUCUGCAAAGCAGCCAAGCUGCGAUUGCAAAUACAGAGCAAACACGAUGCUGCCGUUAACUUUAUCGAUGCUGGCAAUGCUUACAAAAAAGCAGAUCCUCAAGAGGCCAUCAAGUGUCUCAGCAGGGCCAUUGAUAUUUACACAGAUAUGGGACGUUUCACCAUUGCAGCAAAACACCACAUCUCCAUAGCUGAGAUCUAUGAAUCUGACUUGGUGGACAUUGAUAAAGCAGUCGCCCAUUACGAGCAGGCCGCAGAUUAUUACAAAGGCGAGGAGUCUACCAGUUCAGCCAACAAGUGCCUUCUUAAAGUGGCCACAUAUGCUGCGCAGCUGGAACAGUACCAGAAAGCUAUUGAAAUAUAUGAGCAGAUUGGAACGUACUCCAUGGAUAACACCUUGCUGAAGUAUGGAGCUAAGGAUCACUUCUUCAAGGCAGCGCUAUGUCACUUCUGUGUAGAUAUGCUGAAUGCCAAGUUGGCCGUGCAGAGAUAUGAGGAAAUGUUUCCUGCCUUCUCGGAUGCCAGGGAGUGCAAACUUGUUAAGAAACUUCUUAAUGCAUAUGAGGAGCAGGAUGUUGAUGCGUUUACAGAUGCUGUGAAGGAGUUUGACUCCAUCACAAGGCUGGACCAGUGGCAGACCAGCAUGUUACUGAGAAUUAAAAAGACCAUUCAGGAAGACGAGAACGACCUCCGCUAAUAUUCUAUAAAGCCACGGUGCCCAUCAUUGGCUUCAUCUCAUGAUUUCCUAUGCACAUGCACUCAACCUUAUGAUAUUCCUCUCAGCCUUUGGUUUGUUUCAUUUGUUCUAAUGAAAGUUACAGUUGCCCGAUUGUUUCUCUUUACACUUCAGAUCUGGUUGUCAAUGCAAAGGUCUUUAAUUGCAAAGAACACUGUGAAGUUGUGUAGAAUAGCACUGGUUCAUAUUUAUUGUAUAAAUGCUUAUCUCCUUUAUAAUUUCUCUAAAUUUACUUCCCAAUACUACUACUUCUGCAUAACAUUUACCACUGAUUAAUGUGAAAUAUGUAAAUGAACCUGUACAAUUUUGUACCUUUUUUUGUUUUCCUGCCAAAAACUGAAAUGGCACUAAUUGCCGUUUUCCUCUUUUCCUCUGUUGAGGAAAUUGGCUUUCAUUUAAUUUUAUUCGUAAAUUUAAAGAAUCAGUACAAACAACUAUAUUAGUGAUCAACACUUCUACAGGAUUACAGUCAAAUUAAAGAAUUAACACUGGUGUAAGUUGUUUUAGGACACAUUCCACAAAGGUCAUAAUGUACUUCUCUGUCUGCAGACUGUGAACGAAGGAUGUGGGUAAGCUCUUUAUAGUUCAUAGCAUUUUUGAGAACUGAAGUUUUUUGAAGUCGAACAAACUUCUUUAAACAGAUGUUAUGCUAGUUUUGUGCAAUUCAUUUUAUUUAUUUGUUGGUCUGUUAAUUAGAGGUUGGCUAAUAAUGCCAAAAACAGGGAACAGAGUUAUGUUCAUAGCCUAGAAGUGACCAAAACUGAUCUUUAUUUAUUCAACAUUUGCAAUCUUUACUUUGCAAUCUAUUAUUUAAUGUUUUGAUUGUCUCAGCUUCAAAGGAGUAUUCAGAUGUUUACGUAACUGAGUUAUUUGACUCUAUUACACAUCAUGUUUAGUUGGUCAAGGUUUGCAAGUUUUAGAACUUAAACACUUAGAAGUAUUGAUUCAUUCCUGUUUUCUUUUUGUGAUGUGGAGGGAACCUUCCUCAUGAACUGGACUGAGGCAGUGUUUGCAUUGGAAUUGUACUGUAAUCAAGGCUAGCAGCAUAAUUGAGCUUGGAAUGUAAUGGCAUGAUGAUCUUCAAAUAUUGCACCCAGGUCCCCAAAGCAAACCCUGCUCCCUGCUUUGAAAGUUUUCUGAUAAAUGUUCUGAUACCCUGGGGCAUGUGUUUACUCCUCUCUUCUGUUAAUGCUAGACUGUUUCAAAGGUAAAUAAAUCAUUUGACUCAG